Messenger RNA from Staurois parvus, 369 nucleotides. The record is from the annotation of a GenBank genome assembly. Lineage: Eukaryota; Metazoa; Chordata; Amphibia; Anura; Ranidae.
UCCCUCGGACACAGCGGAUCACCGAUCCAUGGAAAGAACCAAAGAUGUCGGCUCGGUCAUGUGACCAGCUGUGUCCAAUCACAGCUGAUCGCAUGGGACAUGUACACUGAUCAUCAUGGCACUGAUGAUCAGUGUGCCCUGAUGAUCAGUGUAGCCCCAGCAGUGCCACUUGUCAGUGUCCAUCAGUGCCAGCUCUCAGUGCUCAUCCAUGCCACCUGCCAGUGCCCAUCAGUGCUACAUCCAUGCAACAUGUCAGUGCCUACCAGUGCACAUCAAUGCCACAUAGUGCCCAUCUGAGCUGCCUUUUAGUGUCACCCAUCAUUUCAGUCAGUGCCACCUAUCAAUGCCAUUCAGUACCACCUAUCACUG